AAAAUUAGUUACGUUACAUGCGUGGACGAUAUGGUGGACUAUUGAUAUUCUAAAAUUUUAUUUUUAAUUUGUUAGUUUUAAAGUAACUAGUUAAUAACGAUGGAUUGGAAAAAAGCGAAAUUUUUUAUUUUGUCAACUGCUACUGUGUUUGUCGCUACACAAAUAGUAAAAAAAGCUUACAACUAUUUUUUUAAUCCAAGAAAUGAUGAACGUGAGGAAUCUAGUGACGGCAUGUGCGAAGUUUCGCAAAAUCUUAAAAACCGUGAUAUAAACGACGUGAUAGUGUUCUCAAACGAUGCGACUCGACAUUCAAUAAGAAUACCGCCAACAAAAGAUAUCUUAAUAUGUGAAAGUAGAGAUUUAAAUUGCUACAAACUGCUCACAUACAUAAAUGCCACACGUGAGACAUUGGACGUGUGUAUGUAUCUAAUAACUAGCAAAGAAAUAGCAGAAGCAAUUAUAAGAUUAGGACAAAGACAUGUCUUAAUAAGAAUAGUUGUUGACAGUGAAACGGCAUUCAAACCACCAUCACAAAUUAAAAAGUUAAAAGAAUACAGUUUCAUCCAAGUGCAGCCGAGUAAAAAGACUAUUUUAAUGCACCACAAAUUUUGCAUUGUUGACGGGCCAAAAGCCAUUCAUCGGAAAAAACUGUUAAAAGCUCAAGCCGAAAAGUUAAAUUCUCAUGCGAAGGAAACAAAAAAGCCAGUGAAAAUCCAGGCUAAGGUCAAAGUCACGGGUUUUGUAAUGUCUGGUUCUUUGAACUGGUCCUCCCAUGCAAUGGUUUCAAAUCAUGAAAGCGUUAUUGUUACAUCACAUCCGAAAAUUGUCGAUAAAUUCGAAACCGAGUUUGGGAGUUUGUGGGUGGACAAUGAGCCGAUAUUGAAGUCGUCGUUAAAUAAGUCAUUGAAUACGCCGUGAUUAUCCUACAUGUAUUUUACACUGCACAAGUAAAGUGUUACCACCUCACAUCUGCUAUUCACAACUUGAUGAUAAAUAUUAUAAAAAAAUACCACAUGUGCCAGUGUAAAAUAUGUGUUAAAAAUAUUCAUGAAGUGAACGAAUUUAACAAAAAUUGUGCAAACGACCAAUACAAAACGUGAGAAAUUAAUAAUAAAUUAUUAAAAUGUGUAAAAGUCAACAGUUUGUGUUUAUAAAGUGCACAUUGGAUGCAGUGUUCUUUCGCUAGAUGGCGCUGUUUGGAUUGUCGCUUAGCAAGUGAGAUACUUGUUCAGCUAUUCGCCGCUAGGUGGCGUUAACGGGUGAGUACAAGGACGAAACUUGCAAACUACCGUUUUUAUCCGAGGUGUUUCUGUAAUUCGAGUUCAGUGAACGAUAAGCUUCAUGAUAACAUGAGGUUGACGGCGGCCCCUUGAUAACACCAUGGUACUCCGCCACCAAACACCACUUGCAGCGACGAUCAAACGCGACCAGUCCGAUGCCGAGACCUUGUUCCAUCUAGCGUUUAGCAUAUUAGCAGUCCACCAUUAUAUUAGACUCUUUAUGUUGCAAUCACAUUGUGUAAAUGAUUUCAUUCUACAAUCCUAGUGACAUCUGGAAUAUUACGAAAUUUGCAGUCAGCACUCAUCACUGGACUUGUCUCAUUGUUCCCAUUCUUCUGUACAUGAUGACGCUACAUUGCAAUUUCGUACGUUCUUAGGAUAUGUCGAUUCAUAACAUUUUGAAGUCCAAUAUUGUUACUCAAGUAAUACUAGUUAUACAUUUUAUACAUUUACCAUACUUUAUGGUAAGAUCUCGGAGGAAAAUACAAAAAUGCUCCUUUAGUUUAUAAGUUCUAUGACUUUGAAACACUUUGUGAUCUUUAUUACGUUUUUCUGUUUUCCUCCGCGAUCCUCUAAGUUCACGCAUUUUUAUUGUUUUGUUACUCUAUUCUAUGUUCGUGUUGUCUAUACGUGUUUUGAAUUAUAUUGACUAACAAAUACUAAAAAAUUCUAACGCAUGACUCUUUAUUUUUACUAUAUCAACUCGCGAGUAUGCAUGACGUCAAAUGUUGUUAAUUUAGUUUAAUUUUAUUAUUUUUUGUUAAAUACUUAGACAACCUGCUACACUGACAUGUUUAUAUUAUUUUAAUUUAUUUGAUUGUUUAUAUUUAUUAAUUGUGUUUACUUCAACAAUUUGUAAAGUUUAUUGAAUUCUAUCAGCAGUAUGAGAUCAAUCGUAUAUUUUAGCCUUGCUCCAUAAAACUUGAUUUUACGUUUAAUUUCCAUCGCUUAAAUUCGAGUUUUAGUUCAUGCAUGGCAAUACCCGGGGUUGCUUUCUAGUUUUUUUGAUAAGAAAAAUUUGAUUAUGCAAUCUGUUAAUUAAAUUAAUCACUCAAUUAUGUAUUAUCAAAGUUAUUAUUUUAUUUGUAUUGAUUUAAGAACAGAUUUUAAUAAACGUUUCGGCAUGAA
Spodoptera litura is the source of this 2408-nucleotide messenger RNA. Its product is annotated as mitochondrial cardiolipin hydrolase. NCBI's taxonomy places the organism in Eukaryota, Metazoa, Arthropoda, Insecta, Lepidoptera, Noctuidae. Gene Ontology annotation, cellular component: mitochondrion. Gene Ontology annotation, biological process: piRNA processing. The record is from RefSeq and is a predicted model, not a curated record. Gene Ontology annotation, molecular function: RNA endonuclease activity producing 5'-phosphomonoesters, hydrolytic mechanism.